This is a messenger RNA of Aethalodelphis obliquidens (Pacific white-sided dolphin), 3328 nucleotides long. It is a transcript of the gene TSPAN15, whose product is annotated as tetraspanin 15. Lineage: Eukaryota; Metazoa; Chordata; Mammalia; Artiodactyla; Delphinidae. The coding region runs from base 1592 to 2659 and encodes 355 amino acids. The transcript has 8 exons. Gene Ontology annotation, cellular component: plasma membrane. The record is from RefSeq and is a predicted model, not a curated record.
GCUGAGAAAUACAGCAGAACCCUGGACCCGAGGGAGAUGGCUUCCCAGUAAUCCCCUGUUACCCAGUGUUUCUAAGUAAGGUUGGUCUGUUUGACUUUCGGCAUCCCCGCCACUUGUCAAAGCUUAGGAGAAGCAGGCACUUCCCUUUACCCAGGACAGUCUUGGCGCUCUUUAGAAGGCAGUCAAGGGGAUCUACUUUGACGGCACAUUGUAGCCAAUUUAAGGCGGGGGUAGACCAGGAGUAACUUGAGGAGUUCCAGAUGUUGACUCUAGGGUAGCUGUGCUCAUGGCACAUCUGGCCCACAUCUUGUCUGUAUUAUCCCUCAUUUCCUUUACUCAGACCUUUGCUGACAGCACCAUGGCUUCCAGCUCCUCUCCCACACUGCCUUCUGCUCUGUGAAGUCCAGGGUAUCUGCUCUCAGGAAUGUGUGGCCCGGAAAGCCAGAAUCCUUGGACGGGAAGGAGGCUGGGUAGACAGCGGCAGACUCAAACCCAAGGGGGUCUCUUGGGAAGCCUGGCUUGCAUCCAUUCGACAGACAUUGAUUGUAAAUGCCUGUUGUACUUCCUAAAUGUCAGGGCUGUUGUGGGUGCUGACGAUGUCUGAAAUGGUCGAAAAUCCCUCCUAGCAUGGAGCUUAUGUUCUUGUGGGCAAGACAAACAAUUAAAAACUAGAGCAAAAAAUGUAGUAUGUUAAGUACUUGCAAUUACAAAGGAAAAACAUAAAACAGGAAAAUGGGAUCGGGAGUUUCAAGGAGAGGGAUUUUCUACAUUUAAACAAGAUGACCCCAAAGGCCUCACUGAGCAGGAAACGAUUGAGCAAAGACGGAAAGGAGGUGAGGGAGGGAGCCAUAGAGCCGUAUGGAGAUCAGGAGGAAGAGCAUUCCAGGCAGUGGGAACAGCCUGUGCAAAGGCCCUGGGGUGGCACACUUCGUGUGUUUGACCAGCAGUGAGGAGCCCCGUGCAGUUAAAGCAGAGUGAGGAAGUGGGGGGAGUGAGAAGUGAGCUCAGACAGGCUGCGUAGGCUGUGAUUAGGGUUGUGGCGUUUACUCUUGGCGCACAGAGUACCAGCCUGCCCUGAUUAGGUUUCGCCUGUCACUGUUGUGGAGAACAGGCUGAAGGGGGCCAGUUAGAACACUAUUGCGGGUCCCAGUGCAAUGUGGCGGCGCAGCCACAGACUCAUCUGAGGGUUCGGGGUGAUGUCAGCUGAUCAGUCUCCCUGAAGAUUUAGUAUGAGAGUUUUCAGGCUGAGAGCAAACAAGGGGUCCCCCAAGGGCUUUUUUUUGCCUGUUUUUUUCUGAUGGGUUGUUACAGUGAUCACCUUUCCACCCUUAGGAAAGUUGAUGAUGAAGAAUUCACCGGAAAAGCCCUCCUGCUCCGACUUUCGGCCUUCCCGAUAGUCUUUCUGAAGAUAAAUUCCAUGUUUAUGGUGCUGAGUGAAAUGCCCAUCUCCCCGAGCAGUUCUGAAAUUUCCCUUGGUGACCUGCCUGUGUAAUACGCAUCCCAGGGGCCCCAGGCUUUCAGACUUACAGUGUUUCCAGUUUCCUUAUCUCACAAAAGCCUUGCAAAAACCUGUGGGGUGAGCAGGGCAGAAAUGAUAAACUUCAGCCAUUUUUCAGAUGAGAGCACAGACUCAUGUGGUCCAAGGCCUAUCCAACGCCCAGGGUUAGCAAGUGGCACAGCUGGGACUCGAACCCAGCUGAUCGGGGGCCUGGUCCUGUCAGUGGGGAUCUAUGCAGAGGUCGAGAGGCAGAAAUACAAAACCCUGGAAAGUGCCUUUCUGGCCCCGGCCAUCAUCCUCAUCCUCCUGGGGGUUGUCAUGUUCAUCGUGUCCUUCAUCGGCGUGCUGGCUUCCCUUCGCGACAACCUGUGCCUUCUCCAAGCGUUUAUGUACAUCCUUGGGAUUUGCCUCAUAAUCGAGCUCGUUGGUGGCGUGGUGGCCCUGAUCUUCCGGAACCAGACCAUCGACUUUCUGAAUGACAACAUUCGAAGAGGAAUCGAGAACUACUAUGACGAUCUGGACUUCAAAAACAUCAUGGACUUUGUUCAGAAGGAGUUUAAGUGCUGUGGCGGAGAAGACUACCGAGAUUGGAGCAAAAACCAGUACCACGACUGCAGUGCCCCCGGACCCCUGGCCUGCGGGGUGCCCUACACCUGCUGCUUCAGAAACACGAAGUUGUCAACACCAUGUGCGGCUACAGAACUAUUGACAAGGAGGGAGCGGUACCGCCUGCUGAGACCCAGUGAUCUAGAGCCACCUUCUCAUCACAUUGCAUACAAGAAACUGAGGCCCAGAGAGGCUGAGGGACUCGCCUGGACCUGGGGUGAGUGGCAGAGUUGGGACCAGGGCUUCCAGGCGAGUGCUCAGCCAGGCUCCUCCCCGGCAGCGCCUCAGCGUGCAGAAUGUCAUCUACGUGCGGGGCUGCACCAACGCCGUGCUCAUCUGGUUCAUGGACAACUACACCAUCAUGGCGGGCCUCCUGCUAGGCAUCCUGCUCCCCCAGUUCCUGGGGGUGCUGCUGACAUUCCUGUACAUCACCCGGGUGGAGGACAUCAUCACGGAGCACUCUGUCACCGAUGGGCUCCUGGGACCCAGCACCAAACCCAGCGUGGACGCAGCAGGCACGGGGUGCUGCAUGUGCUACCCCAAUUAAGGCCGUAGCCUGGGGCGGCAGCUCCAGAAGGACCGUGACAGGACAUCUCUGCGCAGGCCACGUCGUGGGGGCCAGAUAGGACUGUGGCCCCUCUCUCCACAUUCAGCACUGACCAAAGCCAUGGCUGUGUUUGCUCAGGGCUCCCAGGCCACCGCCUGUCUGGGGGGCGGAGCCCCUCCCCAGCUGCGGAAUUCUGUGCGUGCCCACCCUGCUGGGCGUGGGGAACAGGGCACCCCUCCUCCAUGCUCCGGCUGCUGGGGAAGGGGGAGCUUGGCGCUGGGCUCCGAACCCAUUUCAUUUCUGGUAGUGCCUUGGCCUUGGUGUUUGUGCCCCUUUGAGGGCAGUUUUGUAGUGAUUUGUAAUCGGGGAGGGAGGAGAGCAUGUGUGCCCCGAGGUGAAGGAGCAGAGGGGUGGGGUGCAGACCCCAGGCCCCAGUCCUUCGGCCUCACCCUGAGGCCACGUUGGGUCCGUUUCUCAGCCUCCCGGGUACCUUGAGACCACCCCAGGGCUGCUGCUUUGUUGACCCUGUUUUGUACCUGAUUUUAUAACAUUCAUUUUGUACACAGUUAACAGGAGUUUCCGACUAAUCAAAGCUAGCUGUUCCCCCAUUCCUCUUCCCCCUCCAAGCCAGUUUAUUAAUCAGACAAUAAAGACAUGAUUUUUUUUUUUUCUGGUUU